ACAGCUGCAGGAGAGCCAGAAGAAAGAGGCACAUACACAAGCCAAGCUGACGGAAGCGCUGCGUGAGGCCGAGGGUGUGGCCGUUAGUCUGGAGCAGAGCAGGAAGAGAGAGCGCGCUCUGGAGGAGGAGGGGAGGAGGCUGGCAGAGGAGCGAGCCGACGCCCUUCGUCUCCUCAAAGAGCUGCAGGAGGAAAAAGCUGUCCAGGCACCCGUCCACCAACCCGUCCAGUUUUGCCCUGUUGGACAGAGUUUCUCUCCUCACCCCUCUUACUCUCCACAUUCUGAUCCACCAACUCACAUCAAGAGGCCCCGCGCUGCCACCUUAGCCGAGCAGAAGAGGGAGGAGGACCUGGAUUUGGAAAAGAGAAGGGCUGAGAUCGCAGCAUCUUACCCCGCGGACAGAGAGCCGGGCGAAGGCAGAGAUGCAGAACACAUCACUGACCGCCUCUCCCCUGACUCUGAGUCCUUUCACAGGGGGGGGGAACACAGAGGAAACAGUAGUGAGGAGAACAACAGUAGAAAUGAAGUGAUAAAGAGUGACAGCACUGGGACAAACAAGCACUCCACAUUUGAUGAAGCCCUCUCUAGUUCCUCUCCCUCUGUUGCUGGUACGCCCACUAACAUAUCCAUGGAUGUUGAUCAAUGCAGUUUGAACCUUUGUGCUGAAGAAACUCCUUCCUCACUCAAGCCCUCUGAAGAUCUCAAGAGGGAGAAUGCCUCACUGCGGUCAGAGCUACAGGACGCAGAGGAGGAACUGCAGAAACGACUUGAGGACCUGGAAGCUCAAAGACGGGCGGAGACAGAAGCCAGGACCCGGCUGAAACAACUCGGCCGCAAACUUGCCGGCCAGACUGCAGAGAAGGACGAGCAGGAGAAGCAGUGGAGGGCUCAGCUGGAGAGUGAGAAGGAGGAGACUGAGAGGUUGAGGAAGGCCAUGGCUGCUUUGGAGACGGAGGUGACAAGAGGGAGAGAGGAAACGGAAAGGAAGGAGAUCAAGGAACCGGAGGAGGGGAAAAACAAAGCACUAGAAGACCGGGAGAGUGAAAUGAUAGAACUUAAUAUCCAGCUAAAGAAACAGCUCGGGGAGGUUAAAGCCCAGCUGGCUUUAGAACGAGAAGAGAGAGGAAGAGAGGAAGAUGAGAGAAGGCAAAGGACAGAGACAGACCAGGAGCAGCUGGAACAACUUCAAGCUGAGCUGGAGGAACUGAAGCUCAGCAGAGAAGAAGACUCGCUGGGAGAGGACAAACUCUCAGUUGCCAACAGCCCACUGACUUACCUGUCUCUCCGUGACGAUGAGUUCAACUCCAACAUCGAUCGCUGCGACAACAAGCUCCUCCCCUCCCCGGAGCAGCACCUCCUCUUCUGCCAGUCCACCAACCAGCGCAACAUGCUGGCGUCUCAGGCCUCAGGCGGUCUCAUGACCCAGGGGGAUCAAACAGUGAUAGAGUCUGUACACUCACCUCUGUCCAACGAGGGGCACACCGCCUCUGACCGUGAAGACCACCAGCAAAACUAUCUGAGAGGGUCUUCCCCGUCAGACCAAUCCCUUUCUGAUCUGCAGGAGGUUGAGACCACCUCUUCAGAUGUUGCUAAAGAGGUGGAGUGCCUGCAGAAGGAGGCUGCAAAGGAGACAGAACGUGCAAAUCAGUACCAGGUUAAACUGGAGGCGCUGCAGAGCCAGGUGACACGUCAGACAAAGCAGCUCACCAUGGCCUUUGAGAAUCAGAGCCAGCACAUCUCUGGUCUGUUAGCUGAGCUGCAGGAGAAGGACAGCGCCCUCCUCAGCCAGGGAGAGGAACUGCAGCAACACAAGCAAGAGCUGGACGUGCUCAAGACCCACUCUGAGGAGAAGAAAAGAGAAGGGAUGACGGUCAAAGAGGUGGAGCACGGAGAACAAAAAGAGACACAAGUUGUGAGGUUGAUUCAGUCACAUCAGGAAAAUGUGCUCAAGACAAACUCAGCUAAAGACGGUGUCUCUGAGAGAGACGCAGGUCAACUAGAGAGUGUGACUCAGAUUAACCAAGACUCUGCUUGUGUGAUGGGUGAGACUCAAGGUGGAAGAACAGCAGAUGUGAAUGCAGAACAGCUCGCAUUAUUGGCCAAUCAGCAGCUGAGACUAGAAGGAGUGAGUAUCUCAGACUCCAGGGCCCCAGCUGCACACACUGACAGUGAAAACAAACACGACUCAGUUAAACAAAGCCAAGACACAGGAAAUGCUGCUGUGUGCUGCUUGGAGGAACAGAGGUCACCUAGUGUGCCGACUGACAUCAGCUCUGACGCACGCCAGCAGGAUGUUAGCGGGAGGGGAGAUGAAGGUGGAGACUCAGAACGGGAAGAUGGGAGGACUUCAAAGGCUGAAGAGGAGCAGGAGGCAGAGCUUCAGAUCGACCGACUGUAUCAACAGGUGGAGGAGCUACAGAGGAGGCUGCGCUCUCUCUCCGCAGAGACCCAGCAGCAGUCCCAGGAGCUCGUCAUGUGGAGACUUGCCUCCAAACCAGCCCCAACACUCGACCAGACCCUUCCCAACACAGACAACCAGUCUGAGACCCCAGAACAGAUUCCUGCUGUCAGACGGUCCCAGGCAGACCAGCAGCCGGGGGAUGAGAUGACCCCGGGCCCGGCGCCUCCCCUGGGUCUGCAGGAGAGCCCCGAAUAUGUGACAGUCAUCAGAGAAGACGAGUUACUCCUUUCCUGCUCCUCCAACAAGCUGCAGGGCCGCAUGCUGUUCUCCAGACUUCAGCACAGCAACCUGCCCGAACCCAAGAGCCUCCAUCCCUCCAAAAACACUGCAGAGCUUCUUCAAAACAAUCGGGACACUGACACCAUCGACAAGGUUAGUUUCCCUUUAAGGAUGACUCACUGCCAUACCAGUCCACUGCUAAGGUUAAAG
Molecule: messenger RNA, 2890 nt
Organism: Notothenia coriiceps (black rockcod)
Lineage: Eukaryota; Metazoa; Chordata; Actinopteri; Perciformes; Nototheniidae
Product: trichohyalin-like
Exons: 6
Source: RefSeq, a predicted model, not a curated record